AUGACAGCUUGUACUUCCCGGACGAUAAGCUCGAUAACGCACCAAAAACCCAAGCACAAGGGGCAGCGACUGUGCAUUAUCGCCGGAGUUUUGGACGAAGGAGCCGACGGGUCCAAGCUACUUACGACGCGGGUCUUUCGCGGCGGCCGACGCCAGCCCAAGGACUAUCACUCAAUGUUUGACCACGACUAUUUCGUCGAUUGGAUCAAGCAGCUCAUGGACGAGUUGGACUUACUCGGCAAGACAGGUGCUGUCAUUGUGAUGGACAAUGCGUCGUACCACAAUGGGCUACCGCUUGCAACCCCGAAAGGCACCUGCAAGAAGCUGGACCUACUGGAAGCUUGUCAGCGUGUUGGGGUCGACGCUACGCCAGAUGAAUACAGAACGGUCAUAUGGGCGAAGCUGCAAGCGUACAUCAAGCAUAAUGUCAUACCCGAAGUCGUUACGCUUGCUCGCUCCCGUGGAUAUGAGGUUGUCUACACGCCACCCUACCAUUCAGAUCUCCAACCAAUCGAGUACAUUUGGGCUUACGUGAAGGGGAUCGUCGACCGGCAAUAUACCACGGAGAUUACGAUGGAGCAUGUCCGGUGGCUUUUGGACAUUGCUCAUACGAAGAAGAAAGUGUCUGAACUGAGUGCAUACCUUGUCGAGCUGGAUGCUGCCGAUGAAGCUGCGAAUGAACCCGCGCUGCCUGGAGUAGACGAGUCAAGUGUCGAUGAAGACAGUGACGACGACCAGAGCAUUCUUACGGAUAUCGUUGUCUAA
Messenger RNA from Aphanomyces astaci, 765 nucleotides. RefSeq lists its product as hypothetical. The transcript is spliced from 2 exons. Gene Ontology annotation, molecular function: nucleic acid binding. Lineage: Eukaryota; Oomycota; Saprolegniomycetes; Saprolegniales; Verrucalvaceae. The coding region runs from base 1 to 765 and encodes 254 amino acids. The record is from RefSeq and is a predicted model, not a curated record.